Molecule: messenger RNA, 685 nt
Organism: Nelumbo nucifera (sacred lotus)
Lineage: Eukaryota; Viridiplantae; Streptophyta; Magnoliopsida; Proteales; Nelumbonaceae
Source: RefSeq, a predicted model, not a curated record
CAAGCUAUUUGUUGUUAUUUUAAGCGGUUUUGGGAAGCAAAGCCAACGAACGAGUUUACGGUUUCUUUUGCAGUUUCGUCUCCUACGUAUAGAACGAGGUAAUAAUAAAUUGCAUAUCAAGACCCCGCAAGGAUGGAUUCUCAAAGAAAUCAACCCGAAUCCCUGCCAACAUCUUCUGCAAAACCUGCCAUCACUUCAUGUAGAAGGAAGAAAUCAGAAGACGCCAGUUUCCUGGAAGAUUUAAGAGAUCAUAUUGAUGAAUUCAUUCAUGCCUCUAUGGAUGAACACAAAACUUGCUUUAAGAAGACAAUUGAGAAGAUGUUUGGGAUGUCAAAGAUUGUUGCUGAGAGGAAUUCAGAAUCUGAAGGAAUUGAAAGUUCUCUGCCCCUUCAAACAACAGUGGCCAAGUAAAGUAUGUUGCAAUCAUUUGUUAUAUGUUGAACAGAAUUACUUGCAUCAUGCUGGAUGUUGGAAGAGAGAUGAAUUUUGUCUACUUUCUAGCUUUCAUCAAGCUUUUAUUUUCAUAAAUAAUUGUUUGCCUGAACAUAUUAGGCACACAUUUUAGGUAAGGAUGGAAUAGUGUUUCCUUUGGUAGCUAAGGUCAUGAGACCCAUUACUUGAUAGAUUUUUGUGUGUAAAUUAAUUAGAUGAUAAAUAUAUUUUCUGUGAACAAAUUCGGUGAUUA